Sinocyclocheilus grahami is the source of this 2954-nucleotide messenger RNA. RefSeq names its product coatomer subunit delta-like. Gene Ontology annotation, cellular component: COPI vesicle coat. The record is from RefSeq and is a predicted model, not a curated record. Bases 67 to 1524 code for a protein of 485 amino acids. Lineage: Eukaryota; Metazoa; Chordata; Actinopteri; Cypriniformes; Cyprinidae. Gene Ontology annotation, biological process: retrograde vesicle-mediated transport, Golgi to endoplasmic reticulum; Golgi localization; endoplasmic reticulum to Golgi vesicle-mediated transport. The transcript has 9 exons.
GUGCUGUUGGCAGCAGCAGUCUGCACCAAGGCGGGUAAAGCCCUGGUGUCACGGCAGUUUGUGGAGAUGACACGGACAAGAGUGGAGGGUCUGCUGGCUGCUUUCCCCAAACUGAUGAACACCGGCAAACAGCACACGUUUGUGGAGACUGAGAGUGUGCGCUACGUCUACCAGCCUCUGGAGAAGCUCUACAUGGUGCUGGUCACCACCAAGAACAGUAACAUACUGGAGGACCUGGAGACACUGCGUCUCUUCUCACGCGUGAUUCCUGAAUAUUGUCGUGUCCUGGAGGAGAGUGAAAUUUCUGAGCACUGCUUUGACCUCAUCUUCGCCUUCGAUGAGAUUGUUGCCCUCGGUUAUAGAGAGAAUGUUAACUUGGCCCAGAUCCGGACAUUUACAGAGAUGGACUCUCAUGAGGAAAAGGUGUUCCGUGCUGUCAGAGAGACUCAAGAGCGCGAGGCUAAGGCAGAGAUGAGACGGAAGGCUAAAGAGCUUCAGCAGGUACGGCGUGAUGCCGAGCGUGGAAAGAAGGGGCCGGGCUUUGGUGGUUUUGGCAGCUCGGGCAUGAGCAGCAGCAACACAGCCAUCACAGACACACUAAUCGAGGUCGAGAAACCCAAACCCACACCUGCACCUGUCAGGUCCAGUGGUCCAAGUAAAGCACUUAAACUGGUUGGCAAAGGUAAGGAGGUGGAUGAAUUUGUGGACAAACUAAAGUCAGAGGGAGAGAAUAUCAUCUUGUCCAGCACAGGCAAAAGACCAUCAGAGGCAUCCAAAUCUCUGCCGCCUCCAACCCACACAGAGAGUGUGCAUAUGCGAGUUGAGGAAAAGAUCACUCUCACGUGUGGCCGUGACGGUGGCCUUCAGAACAUGGAAGUGCUUGGCAUGAUUACCCUCAGAGUGUCUGAUGAAAAGAAUGGGCGAAUUAGACUGAAAUUCAGCAAUAAUGACAAGAGAGGCGUGCAGUUGCAGACCCAUCCAAAUGUGGACAAAAAACUUUUCACAGCAGAGUCUGUGAUUGGUCUGAAAAACCCAGACAAAUCCUUCCCCCUGAAAAGUGACGUGGGUGUGCUGAAGUGGAGGCUACAGACGACAGAUGAAUCUUUCAUUCCACUAACAAUAAACUGUUGGCCCUCUGAGAGUGGUACUGGCUGUGAUGUAAACAUUGAGUAUGAGCUACAGGAUGAAUGUCUGGAACUCAAUGAUGUAGUCAUCUCUAUCCCUGUACCGUCAGGGGUGGGAGCUCCUGUGAUUGGUGAUCUAGAUGGAGAAUAUCGCCAUGACAGCAGACGGAAUGUCCUGGAGUGGUGUCUGCCUGUGAUUGAUGUGAAAAAUAAGACUGGUAGCCUGGAAUUCAGCAUACCUGGCCAGCCCAAUGAUUUUUUCCCUGUCAAUGUCUCCUUUGUCUCCAAGGGCAGCUACUGUGACAUUCAGGUCAUUAAGGUGUCUCAGGUGGAUGGGGACAGCCCGGUUCGGUUCUCCACAGAAACGUCAUUUGUGGUCGACAAGUACGAAAUACUGUGAAAGGAAACAUCACUAACAAAAUUCCACCCCACUUGACAGAGGAGCAGAUAAAUGGACUGAAAACAUUCAUAUAAAUAAAAGAAGGGAGAGACAUACAAAUGGAGGGACGAUGCAAUCUUUAUCAUCUUCAGCAGUACUUUUAACAGGAUUAUUCUUGUUCUCAGUUUCAUCUUUGCUGGCAAUAUUGGCUCUACUUGUACCCAAUAUGGUUCACAAAGCAACCAGUCAGCAAGGGUUGGGGCUAAAUGGAGACUGCAUUGAAAGGAGGGAGUGGGCUGGUGGAAAUUUAUUCAUUUGAAGCAAUCAUGGCAGUAUAUUUUUGAAUUGAUGAUUCAUACCUCCACUGUAAGGGUCAAGUCAUGUUGCUUGUCUUUUCUCUCAGUUUGUGGUUUUCUAAAGAUUUAUUUUCAAUGUGCUGCAAACUGACUUUUUUUUUUAAACACUAGAAGAUCGUUGUACCUUGCUUGUAAAGGCCCUUUCGUCCAUUUCAUAGUCAUUGUUUUGUCUCUUUCUUUGUCAUUCAGACUCUUUGUUUUGUCUAAAAUAUAUAUUUUAUCUCCUGUUUCUGUCUGCUGUUAAACAUCUGACAUGUUUAAGAUGUCUGUGCUUGGAUCUUUGUCUAACUCUUGACUGGCUCUCUGUUCUCCUGUUUUACAUUGUUUUGGUGUAGUAUUGCCAACCUUUAAGGAAAUGGAGCCUGUAGUACAUUUUCAGAAGUUUGUUUUUAGUGUAUCAUGGACAUUUGAGGGCAAUUUGAAAAACUAAUUCAAAUUAAAUAAUUUAAAGCCAUUAACUUGUAUUAAAGAUAAUUGUUUUCAUUCAAGAUGACAACAUUGCAGUCAGAAAAAUGUAUUGCUUUAAAAAUGAGAGCUCAGUCUGCUUUAAAUCAUGUUUUCUAUCGAAAGCAAAAACUUCAGGCUUGGACUUUCAUACUACUAGAAGGCAACCUGCUCCCCAUCUGAAAUGUGUUGUUUGUAGAUAGAGCCCUUCAGUGGAGGAUCAGGAUCAUGUCUGUCUCUUGACUGUCCGUGAUUGUGAGUAGGUUUUCAGGGAGGGACUUCUGGUCUCCUAUCAGCAUUAUGAGUGGUUCCCAGCCUGCCGAGCCAUCCUCCCAAACUUUAGUCUCAACCCCACAUGGCCCCCGCUAAAGAAAAGAGGUCUCCCUUGCUGUCUUGGUUUCCAGUAAUGGCUUGAAUGUCUCUGCACAUUUUGAUGAGGGGAAGGGCGUAUAAAAUGUUUUUGUUUAUCUUUUUUCAUUGUUUUUCUUUUUCUUUUCGGUUUUCAUGGAAUCAUAAUGAGGAUUGGGGAAUGGUAUAAAGACAUCAGAGAUUUUUUUGUAAUCUUGUAAAAUAACGAAUUAGGGAUUCAUGAUGAAGAACAUUCCAGUGUAAACUUAUUUUAAAAAAUCAUUAAAGUGUUUAAAAAGGAAA